Molecule: messenger RNA, 2343 nt
Organism: Salarias fasciatus (jewelled blenny)
Lineage: Eukaryota; Metazoa; Chordata; Actinopteri; Blenniiformes; Blenniidae
Product: C-type lectin domain family 4 member M-like
Exons: 6
Coding region: 66-1136 (356 amino acids)
Cellular component (GO): plasma membrane
Molecular function (GO): transmembrane signaling receptor activity
Source: RefSeq, a predicted model, not a curated record
GGUAGACCUCAGAUCACUGCUUCACUCUUUCCCAACUCUUUCUGAACGGUCUCCCCUUCGGAGUGAUGUCGACUCCCGGCGGCCCCCCGCAGUGUGAGGGGAUGUACUCCAAACUGAUAGACUUCGAGGGCAGCUAUGAUCAGCUGAGCCGCAGGUCCGAGGCGGGGCCCGCAGCUCACCUGGUGUUUCCCAGCAGCGUGGCCCCCAGACUCAGAGGCUUCGGGACCUUUCGCCUCGCCACCAUCUGCCUGGCUGUACUGAGCGCCAUCCUGCUGAUCGCCAUCAUAUCCAUGGCUUCACACAAUAAAAACAGAGCUCAGGGUGGCGGUGACGCCGUCGCAGAAGCGCAGAAGCAGAAGCAGGGGGUCAACGUGUCGGAGCUGGUGGACUCCAUCAGCAAACUGCAGCAGGAGAAGAAACAGCUGCAGGGAGAGAAGGAGGAGCAGCAGAGAGCGAAAGAAGAGCUGCAGAAAGCAAAGGAAGGGCUGCAGAGAGAGAAAGAAGAGCUGCAGAAAGCAAAUAAAGAGCUACAGAGAGAGAAGGAAGAGCUGCAGAAAGCAAAGGAAGGGCUGCAGAGAGAGAAAGAAGAGCUGCAGAAAGCAAAUAAAGAGCUACAGAGAGAGAAGGACGAGCUGCAGGCCAGACUGGCUGUCACCAAAGCCCCUGUUGUGACCACGCCAAAGUCGACAUCGGCCCCCAUCGUCUGCCCCAACGACUGGCACCUCUUCAACAGCAGCUGCUACUUCAUCUCCAGGACCACUCGGGACUGGCCGGAGAGCAAGUCCUUCUGCGAGAGCAAGGGGGCUUACCUGGCCAUCAUCCACACACCCGAGGAGCAGACGUUUCUGUGGGACCUGCUCCCCAGAGGACACUGGAAUUCCUACUGGUUUGGUCUCACUGACGGACAAGUGGAGGAUGAGUGGAAAUGGGUCGAUGGCACGCCGCUGGUCGGGGGUUUCUGGGAAGAGGGUGAGCCCAACAACCACAUCGACGAGGACUGCGGCUACAUAGUGAAGACCAACGUGUUGGAGCGAGUGGCGACGCGGAGCUGGUACGACGCCCCCUGCACCAUGUACCUGCCCUUCAUCUGCGAGAAGUACAUGGGACCUGGAGCCAGCACUGGCAUCCCUCACUGAGAGGCUGAGAGGCCCGGCCCGGCACCGCCUCUUCCAUCAGAGACUGAACUUCAUCAACAGCGAUGAAAACGUCGGAUGUACACAGAGCAGAUCUGUGAGUCGCCGACGUCUUUGCAGUUCAUAGUGUAUGAGAACACAAUGCCGCCAAAAAAGAAAUCAUCAAUCAGUCACAUUGUGACAUGAAAGUUAACCAUUAAUGUGAUUCAUUUGCAGUGACGUUCUGCGAAUUGAUUUGAUUUAAUGACUUGAACUUUGCAUCAAGUUGCAACGCAAAAAUAAUUUGAUGAAAAAAUGUGAUGAUGCACAGCUGCAGCGUCUCACAAUAUAAUGUGGCGAUGUGUUACAACGCUAAAAGUUGGAAAUACCAUCCUCCCGAAGCCUCAUCCCUGUGCAGAUUCCUAACAUUUGGCAUUUAAUUACAGUCGCUAUUCGCUUCUUCAAAAAGCUGAUUUGUCAUUGUGUUGGAGUUUUCUCAGGAAUAAUGAGGCGCUCCCCAUCUGGUGAACAGCAGUUCAGUGAAACAAGAAUGGAGUUACAUUAUUUGUAAUUGUGAUACUGAAACUAAACAUUUAUAACGAAGUGAGCAAGGCUGCUGAGCUCUCAGUGUUUUCACUCAAAAAUAUAAGAAAAAUAAGACACAACAGUAACAGCACAAAAUUAGGUUUUCCAGUGAGAUGUGACUCAGUGUGUCCACCUCCUCUCUGUUGGAUUUUUGUAUCGGUGCCUUAAAAAAGUGCUUCCCACCUUUCGAGAGGACGUCAAAAUGAUCUCAAAUCUAGCUGAACUAAGAUCAUUGACGAGGGCAGUUCUGUAGAACUUGCUUUCCAUGCAGAAUCCUUCUGUUGCCUCUGAGAAAGGCUGCAGACCUCCCAGCCGACCCCUCACUUGCAAAAACCUCACAAUGAAAACAAACACAGUCGCUCUCACCAGCACACAAACGCAUGUGCCUUUAAAAAAAAAGGGGGAAAAAAAGCUCUGGAUAGUUUCCCAGGUUUAUCUGUCGAAACAUGUUUGACUCGUGCGGUUCUAAUGUUGACAACCUCAGAAGAAGAAAGUCCUGUUUUGCCUCAUAAAAACAGUUCCAGCACUUUCAAAUUGUAGAAUUUUCAACCACUAAAUUAAAAAAAAACUUGAAUCAAACUCGUGCAAUGACUUCGACCUGCAUCCUACCGAUCUUGUAAAUAUACAAUACAUUGAUUAUUUCUGA